CAUAUGAAAUUCUGCUUCAAGGGAUAAAAUGGUUUCAUUCAUUCAAAUCAGAAAGACACAUGUCCGACUUUGUAUGAAAUAAUGCAUUCAGACUGUUUUCAGUUCACUACAUAUGGUACUAAAUGUAAGCAGAGGUUUCAAACACUCUGUAACAACAAAUUAUUCGUUUUUUCUACCUUCAGUAUACUCUCACUUCUGUCAUUGCGAUUAAACUAGAAUCUUGUGCCUUUUCUUUACUGCUCAUGCAAACAUUCAGCUCAGUUCAUUUUCGCCAAUAUAGCCUACGAACCUUUUUCUAUGCUCAAGCACAAACAGAAACGUGCAAUCAGAGAACAUGCAGCACAUAUAACACUGACAAUCCAUAUACAAUAUAAACAUGAUCAGAAUCAGAAUAUACCUGGGUGCUGUGAUUCACUUUCAAACGCUUAAUUAAAAUGAUGUGCCGCUAAAACGAAGUGCUGUCUGGCUCAGUGUUUAAUGGUUUGUGCAUGAAGACGGCGUGGUGGUGAACGCCACAUGCACUGUCAUAUGUUUUCAAGUGAAAAAUUGCAACAUGCUCGUUUUAUAUGUGUGAUGAAAGGCAAAACUUUGCUCCACCCUGCUCGAAGCUGAAGAACUGCGCAAACGCGGAUUAUAUCUAACGCAAUCGAUAAACAAACACAUCUGCCUUGUGUUUCUCUGCGGACCGAAGAACGCGCUAAAAGACUUUAACCUUUUUAUAAUCGAGACCAACAAGGACAUCGGCAACGUCGCAAACGCCUUUCAGGACCAUUUUGUCCUCCGUUAAACCGAAGAAAACGCCCAAAAGUCGCGGAGCUGUGGUGAUCUUCCUCAGGUAAAGUUACGCGGGAGUUCAGAGUCCGGCAGGAAUCACGUGGUCACCCAAAGAUAACCGCGCUUUUAUUGGUUGGUUCAAGCCUGUACGGGUUUUCGGCGUAUCUUUUUGAAGCGAAAAUGGCAGAAGCCAGUAUCUCAUGGGCUGAGGAUCAGUUCACGUGUCCAGUGUGUCUGGAUCUGCUGAAGGAUCCAGUGACGAUUCCCUGCGGACACAGUUACUGUAUGAGAUGCAUCACAGACUGCUGGGACCAGGAGGAUUGGAAGACACUCUACAGCUGUCCUCAGUGCAGAAAAACCUUCACACCAAGACCAGUUUUAGGUAAAAACGUGGUGUUUGCUGAGAUGGUGGAGAAGCUGAAGACGAUGAGACUCCAAUCUGGUCCUGUUCCUGCUGCUCCUGCAGUUCAUCACACAGGAUCUGGAGAUGUUCAGUGUGACUCCUGCACUGGAAUUAAACAGAAAGCAGUCAAAUCCUGUCUGGAGUGUCGAAGCUCUUACUGCCAAAAUCACCUUGAACAACAUGAGAAUCUCUUCAGAGGUAAUAGACACAAUCUGAUGGACGCCACCGGACGACUGCGAGAGAUGAUGUGCCCUCGACAUGAUAAACUGCUGGAGAUCUACUGCCGCACCGAUCAGAGAUGUAUCUGUAUGUUAUGUUUGGUGGAGGAACACAAAAACCAUGACGCCGUAUCAAUUGCAGAAGCAAGCAAAGAGAAAAAGAGAUAUUUUAAGGAAACGCAGAUAAAAAUCCAAAAGAUAAUCCAGCAGAAGGAGAAAGGUGUUCAGAAGCUGAGAGAGGCUGUGGUGUCUUACAAGCGCUCUGCACAGACAGCGGUGGAGGACAGCGAGAGGAUCUUCUCUGAACUUAUCCGAUCCAUUGAGAAACGUCGCUCUGAGGCGAAGCAGCUCUUCAGAGAUCAGGAAAGAGCUGCAGUGAAGCAAGCUGAAGAACAACUGGAGCGACUGAAGAAGGAGAUCAAUGAUCUGAAGAAAAAAGAUGCAGAGCUGAAGCAGCUUUCAGAAACACAGGAUCACGAUGUUGUCCAUGUGUUCCAGGGAUUGCAGUCCGUCUCUUUCUCUGGAUCUACAGACAACUUCGCGGUCACUAAUCACUCUUUUGAUGCUGUAGUGAAAUCAGUCUGUGAGCUCAGAGACGCACUGCAGCGGCUCUCCAGAGAGACUGUAGAAAAGUUGUCUGCGGAAGUGAAAAUCGUACAGGUCGUUCUGACUCCGGAUUAUCAGACCAGAGGAGAGUUUUUACGAUAUUCCCGUCUGCUGACAGUGGAUCUGAACUCUGUGAAUGAUUUCCUCCGUCUGUCUGAAGGAAACACAGCGAUGACUCUCAGCAACACACAUCAGUAUUAUCCCGCCCAUCCAGACAGAUUCAAUAACUGGUCGCUGGCGUUGUGUAGAGAAAGUGUGACCGGCCGCUGUUACUGGGAGGUGGAGUGGACGAGCAGAGGAACAUCGGGAGUAGACCUCGCAGUGGCAUAUAAGAGCAUCAAGAGGAAGGGAAUAGGAGUUGAGAUUGAUGCUGGACGUAAUGAUCAGUCCUGGAGAUUGUACUGCUCUCCAGACUACUGCUCGUUCUGGCACAAGAACAUGGAGACCGUUCUUCCAGUAGCUAAUAUCUCCAGUAGAGUAGGAGUGUAUGUGGAUCACAGCGCAGGGACUCUGUCCUUCUACAGCGUCUCAGACACAAUGAGUCUCAUCCACAGAGUCCAGACCGCUUUCACUCAGCCGCUCUAUGCCCUGUUUGGACUAUACAAGGACUCAAGCGUGAAACUGUGUCGCCUAAACCAUUAGACUGCGCAGAAGCGUGAAAUGUGUUUUUAUUGUCAUGUCCCACAACGAGUGGGUUUCGGGAAGGUGACAUUUUGGUUAUUUUAUGGUUAUCGUGAUUUAUACACUCAAAUGUUACCGUUUUGAGGAAGAUUAAUUCUUUGUGAGAGUUUGAUUAAUUCUUUUGAAAGCCACUUGCCGUGUUAUCCUGCACAUGAACGCGAUCAUCACGUUUAAGAGUUUCCUCUUGAUUAUAUCAAGAAAAUCAAAGAUGUAACCCCUCCCCAAUAUUUUGUCUUAUCCACUACUUAUCUUUUAAUUAUCAGAAGUACAUUAAAGAGUAAAUCAUCUGAUGCGUAUUAUUUUGUGUAUUGUAUGGGUGUCGAGAAAUGUAUGAAAUGUAGAAUUAUUGUUGCUAUUUCAUGAGAUUGCUUCUACAGCCUUUCUGACAGAAUAAAGUCCCUCUAUGCUGUGUUUCAAA
Puntigrus tetrazona (Sumatra barb) is the source of this 3100-nucleotide messenger RNA. Its product is annotated as tripartite motif-containing protein 16-like. NCBI's taxonomy places the organism in Eukaryota, Metazoa, Chordata, Actinopteri, Cypriniformes, Cyprinidae. The transcript has 7 exons. Gene Ontology annotation, molecular function: zinc ion binding; protein binding. The record is from RefSeq and is a predicted model, not a curated record. The coding region runs from base 955 to 2643 and encodes 562 amino acids.